This is a messenger RNA of Oncorhynchus nerka (sockeye salmon), 7466 nucleotides long. RefSeq names its product solute carrier family 12 member 7b (gene slc12a7b). The transcript is spliced from 26 exons. Gene Ontology annotation, cellular component: plasma membrane. Gene Ontology annotation, molecular function: potassium:chloride symporter activity. Bases 344 to 3724 code for a protein of 1126 amino acids. Gene Ontology annotation, biological process: chemical synaptic transmission; potassium ion import across plasma membrane; chloride ion homeostasis. The record is from RefSeq and is a predicted model, not a curated record. NCBI's taxonomy places the organism in Eukaryota, Metazoa, Chordata, Actinopteri, Salmoniformes, Salmonidae.
ACUGUGUUGUGCAGUGAGUAUGUGAAAUACAGCUGACCCCGGGCAGAUCGAGACGUUACGGUGUGUGUCGAGCCGUGCCUUCCUCUACAGGGCGGGGCAGUUUAGCGUUUCCGUAUUUGGAGAGGGAGGGCUGGUCACAUUGGGCACCCGGUAUCCAAGCGAUAGGGGUAAAAACGGAGAACUUCGAACCAACGGCAGAGCACGAGCCCAGAGGGACAGAGAGGGAGAUACCUAGAAUAAAAACAAAGCAAACAACUGAACAGAGGAGGCGAGAAGCAGAACCAACAAGGAGAGAGAGAUAAGAGAGGGACAGGCAAAACGCUGAGAGGCACAUGGUGUGAAAAUGCCUACAAACUUCACAGUGGUUCCUGUGAAGGAUGGCAGGAAGUCCCGGGAGGACGAUGAUGUAGAUGACAACAAUGUUUUCAGAGAGGAAGACGAGGAUGCCCCCUUCCCAGGCGAUGGCAUGCCAAAGGAAAGCAGUCCAUUCAUAAACAACACAGACAAUGACAAAGGGAAUCUAUACGAUGGGAAGAACAUGGCCCUCUUUGAGGAAGAGAUGGACAGCAACCCCAUGGUGUCCUCUCUGCUCAACAAGCUGGCUAACUACACCAACCUCACCCAGGGGGUCAAAGAGCACGAGGAGGCAGACGACGACGAGGGGCCAGCCAAGACUAAGAAACCAGUCAAGAGUCCUGCGUUGGGCACAUUAAUCGGGGUGUACCUGCCCUGUCUGCAGAACAUCCUGGGGGUCAUCCUGUUCCUGCGCCUCACCUGGAUCGUGGGCACCGCUGGCAUCAUGGAGUCCCUGGCCAUUGUGGUUAUGACCUGUUCCUGUACAAUGCUGACCGCCAUAUCAAUGAGUGCCAUUGCUACAAAUGGUGUGGUUCCAGCUGGAGGCUCCUACUACAUGAUCUCCAGGUCCCUGGGGCCAGAGUUCGGCGGGGCCGUGGGGCUCUGCUUCUACCUGGGGACCACUUUCGCUGGCUCCAUGUACAUCCUCGGUACUAUAGAGAUUCUACUGACCUACAUUGUGCCUAGCGCGGCCAUCUUCAAGGCAGAGAAGAAGGAGGAUGAGGCUGAGGCACUGCUCAACAACAUGCGGGUGUACGGCACCUGCUGCCUCACCCUCAUGUCCCUGGUGGUUUUCGUGGGUGUCAAGUACGUCAACAAGCUGGCCUUGGUCUUCCUGGCCUGUGUCAUUCUCUCCAUUCUGGCCAUCUACGCCGGAGUCAUCAAGACCGCCUUCGAACCGCCAGACUUCCCCAUUUGCCUGUUGGGGAACCGCACGCUGCAGAACCACAACUUCGACCAGUGCUUGAAGACGAUGGAGGUGGGCAACGUGACGGUCACCACCAAGCUGUGGUCCCUGUUCUGUGACUCUCCAGACCUCAACGCCACCUGCAACGAGUACUUCACCCUAAACAACGUCACUGUGAUCCAGGGCAUCCCUGGCCUGACCAGCGGUGUCAUCAGAGAUAACAUCUGGGGGGACUACGGUCCUAACGGCAUGCUGGUAGAGAAUAAGCACCAGGCAUCAGAGCCGGCUGCAGACACAUCCCAGGACAUCUACAUGCCAUACGUGGCCAACGACAUCACCACCUUCUUCACCCUGCUGGUGGGGAUCUACUUCCCUUCCGUCACUGGAAUCAUGGCUGGAUCCAACAGAUCUGGUGAUCUGAGGGACGCCCAGAAGUCCAUCCCCAUAGGAACCAUCAUGGCCAUCGCCACCACCACCUUCAUCUACAUUUCCUCUGUCAUACUGUUUGGCGCCUGCAUCGAGGGAGUGGUGCUCAGAGACAAGUUUGGGGACUCGGUCAAAGGGAACCUGGUGAUUGGCAUCCUUGCUUGGCCUUCCCCCUGGGUGAUUGUGAUUGGCUCGUUCUUCUCCUGCUGUGGAGCAGGUCUGCAGAGUCUCACUGGAGCCCCCCGGCUGCUGCAGGCCAUCGCACGAGACGGCAUUGUGCCAUUCCUACAGGUGUUUGGUCAUGGCAAAGCUAAUGGAGAGCCCACCUGGGCCCUGCUGUUGACUGGUGGGAUCUGUGAGAUCGGUAUCCUCAUUGCCUCUCUGGACGCUGUCGCCCCCAUCCUCUCCAUGUUCUUUUUGAUGUGCUACCUGUUUGUCAACCUGGCCUGUGCCCUCCAGACACUGCUGCGCACCCCUAACUGGAGACCCCGCUUCAAGUUCUACCACUGGGCUCUGUCUUUCCUGGGCGCCAGUCUGUGUCUCUCCCUGAUGUUCAUCUCCUCCUGGUACUAUGCCCUGGUGGCCAUGCUGAUCGCUGGCUGCAUCUACAAGUACAUUGAAUACAGAGGGGCGGAGAAGGAGUGGGGUGAUGGUAUAAAUGGUCUGUCUCUCAAUGCCGCCCGCUACGCCCUCAUUCGCCUGGAGGAGGCGCCGCCCCACACCAAGAACUGGAGGCCCCAGAUGCUGCUGCUAUUGAACCUGGAUUCUGACCACGCCGUGAAACACCCACGCCUGCUCUCCUUCUGCACCCAGCUCAAAGCAGGCAAAGGCCUGACUAUCGUGGGCUCCGUGCUGGAGGGCACUUACAUGACCAAGGAGGCCGAGGUCAAGAAGGCCGAGCAGAACAUCAAGUCGUCGAUGACGACGGAGCGUACCAAGGGCUUCUGCCACGUGGUGGCGUCGUCCAACCUGCGUGAUGGUUUCUCCCACCUCAUUCAGACAGCAGGCCUUGGGGGCAUGAAACACAACACGGUCCUCAUGGCCUGGCCCGGCACCUGGAAACAGUCCAACGACCCCGUAUCCUGGAAGAACUUCAUUGAGACUGUGCGUGAAACCACAGCGGCCCAUCAAGCCUUGCUUGUGGCCAAGAACGUGGACAGCUUCCCCACCAACGCGGACCGCCUGGGCCAGGGCACCAUAGACGUGUGGUGGGUUGUCCAUGAUGGAGGACUGCUCAUGCUACUGCCCUUCCUUCUUCGCCAGCACAAGGUGUGGAGGAAGUGUAAGAUGCGUAUCUUCACGGUGGCUAAUAUGGAUGACAACAGUAUUCAGAUGAAGAAGGACCUGCAGAUGUUCCUCUACCACCUUCGUCUGGACGCAGAGGUGGAGGUGGUAGAGAUGCACGACAGCGACAUCUCAGCCUUCACCUAUGAGAAGACCCUGGUGAUGGAGCAGCGCUCUCAGAUGCUGAAACAGAUGCAGCUGUCGCGGACGGAGAGGGAGAGAGAGAUUCAGAGUAUCACUGACUCGUCACGUAGCUCCAUCAGGAGGAAUAACCAAACCGGAGCCGUGGGCUCAGAAUCUGGCCCCAGUCGAGAGCUGGAGGACACACAGGAGGACGAGGCCCAGCUGAUCCAUGACAGAAACACGGCGUCUCACGCCGCACUUAACGACAAGGCCGACGCUGGCCCUGACCGGGUCCACAUGACCUGGACCAAGGAUAAGUUCCUCACCGAGCGCAACCGCAACCGCGCCGAGGCCAGCAUGGGCGUGCGCGACAUUUUCAACAUGAAACCAGAGUGGGAGAGUCUGAACCAGUCCAACGUGCGCCGGAUGCACACUGCGGUCAAGCUGAACGAGGUGGUGGUCAACAAGUCACAGGGAGCCCACCUGGUCCUGCUCAACAUGCCGGGACCGCCCAAAAACAGAGGGGGCGACGAGAACUACAUGGAGUUCCUGGAGGUUCUGCUGGAGGGUCUCAACCGGGUCCUCCUGGUCCGUGGGGGCGGACGCGAGGUCAUCACUAUCUACUCUUAAACGCUUGCGGCCACAAAACCUUGGGGUUACUGGGGGAUUGUCAGAGGGGGGGCCAUGUUACUGGACAGAGGGAUUUUUAGCCUCGGAAGGGAUGACCAAUCAGGGCAGUGUGAUGUCAUAGCAUCAGCCUGAUUCGUGGAAAGAGCACAUGUAUCCUGGGGCCUAUCUAUCACGUCGACCGACUGGAAGAUAGAGCAUUCUGACACUAACAUUUUAAUCUGACACGUGUUAAUGUUUAUUGUAUGGAUGUUCUUCCUUUUUUCCCCCUUCACUCCCUCUCUAUGUUCAGUAUUCAUGUCUGUUCGUGGUAAUUGUGUAUCAUAAUCAGCAGAGGACCACAGGGUUAAUAUGGACAUGGGCUGUGUCUGAAAUGGCAUCCGAGUCCCUAUAUAGUGGACUAUUUUUGACCCUUUGGCCCUAUAUCAUUUCGGACACAGCCAUAGUCUCUCUAGUUUGUCCAUCAUUGCCCUCAUUUUGGCUUUGGCUUUGUCCUCAUCUUUCAAGUACGAUUCAGAUUGAGGAGGCACAAAGUCAAUGUGCUGCCUUUAAGAUCUCCCUUAGCUCAGAACCAAAUCGACUUUGAAUCCUGAAAGAGAUGAAUACGGUUCCUGCUCUUAUCUAUUAUUUAAAAACUCAAUAGAAUGUUGUUAUCUAGAAUAAUAUGCUUCUGUGACUCUUUCCAGUAUCCUAGCCCACAGCGGAGCUCUGUUAGAACGGAAGGAGGCAGCAAGUCCAAAAAAAGCAUACUUUUAUUCUGUUCCACAGAUCAGGGUGUUGCUAUGGCUUUCCAAAGCUCCAUUGUCCCUUGGUUAUUAAAGGUGGGGUCAUAUUUUGAAGGUGUUCUGCCCUACUGGUGUCCUCGUAUACCCCUGAAGCUACUCACAGCGGAGUUCAGUCAACCUCAAUUCUAAUUGAGGAAGUUAGGGGGUCUAACGCAGAAGCGGAUCCAUACUAGGACUAGGGGGAACUAGGUUUAUUCAUGUAUUUAAUUUGUUGUUAAUUGUCGUCUUGUAGAGUGCAGCACAACAUCUGAAAGAGGUCUGUGUAUGGGGUUAGGAGCUUUGACAAGCAUAGGCCCAAGGAUUUUAAUGUGCAAUAGAUGCCGUUGAUGUGGUGAAUUGCAGACAGGCCUGAGACACAGAAGGUGGUCCACCUUGCCUGGUGGGGUCUCCUUAAUUGACCCUUUUUAUUGGCUCUGUAACAUUGGUCAAAGUCCCCGACUUCAGCCAUUGCUUUAAGAAAUAGCCGUAGUAUAUGUCCUAGUAUUUAGCCUAUGUUAACUGUGUUACACCCAAUACACAGCAUAAAGCAUAUUUAUGUUGGGUAUAAUUGGAAAUUGUAUGCAAGGGUGCAGGGAAUGAAAGUAGUUUUUUGUAAAGAGCCUAUUUUCAGGUACAGGAGUGCUGCUUUAAAUUCACGUACCGUUCCACAGCUUCACAAAUCUCGGACAACUGGGGUCAUCAAGGUAUUUCACCUACCAGAGCCCAUUCGAUAUAUACAUCAACAUAUAGGAAAAUCACGAGAUGGUUUGACACUAACACUGAAUCUGAAUUAAUCAUCAACUCAAGAAUUUGUCCACUUCUCUGUGACCCUCAAAUCGGUCAUUGUGUUGCUUGACAGCUAAAACAGAAGGAAAUGUGCUUGUUGGAGUCAUCCUCUGAUGGCCUAGCCACUGUUGACUGUUCGGGUACUGUAGGCUCAUUUUCAGCACGGUGUCGUUAGAGACAUCCUCUGAUGGCCUAGCCACUGUUGACUGUUCGGGUACUGUAGGCUCAUUUUCAGCACGGUGUCGUUAGAGACAUCGACACUCAGCGUUUUGCACAGUCUUCGAUGUACAGUACUGCACUGAUACGGUAGAUUGCAUUGCAUUGUUUGGCUCUGAUAAUAGAAGUAUUUAGGCUGGGAUGUUGUAAUACAGUGAUGCCACCACAUUCAAAUGGCUGUGAUUUGUGAGUAUCACGUCUAUCACAGGACACCAAACCAAGAUUCUGUACUGGAAUAGAAAAGUCUCAUUAUGAAAUAGCUAUGUUCCAUGUUGUGCUCCGAACCAUCAAUGUUUUCUCUCUCUGGUGAGCACCAUGCAGAGUGGGUAGGUGAGUAGAGUUUGUGAAAACAUGCGGUCUCAUAGAUCAAUCAUAUAGGUGUGGUCUGUAGGUAUCAGUUGAUCAUACUGUUCAAUGUCAGGAUUUGUUCUGAUGAUAUUUGUGUUUUAAUUGUACGUGCAUAUUCUCUAGGUUUCAUGUUUUCAACUGACCAUGAUGAAUCAUUUUGACUUUGUAUAGGAAGAAACGUGCCAAAAAGACUAAGGCUGAAAGUAUAUGCUUGUCAAUGUCAGCCACAGUACACGCGCCAACUGUCGCCCGUGCUUGUAGGGUGGGGUGGAAAAAGCAAGAUCACUUUCAAAUUGUAAAUACAAUAUACGUUAUUAUAACCAGUUAAUGCUUUUGAUUUGGAGACGCACAGAGGUCAACACAUUUGAACUCAAGUUCUUACCUAACAGACCAUUUUGAUGAGCAACACUGAGUUUGUGGUUACAAAAUGAGUUCCUUUUUAGGCUACAUAUCAACAGUGGAAGGAAUGGCAUCUGUGAUUUCCAGGGCAUGUGAAGUUUUAUAGGAAGUAGGAAGUCACCAGAUAUAAGAAACUAUUGGGGCAAAGAAAGGAAGGAAUCACUCAUCAAACUCUUCUGUAUUUGCAUCCACAGUUUUAUUUUGAAACCUUUUGGUAGCUGUGCAGUAUUUUAUAACCAGAACAUUGUAUUUUUCUACAGUAUGUCAUGAAAACAACCUGUCUUUUGUUGUAGCGUCGACCAUCAGACAAUGUUUUUAUGUUUCCUGGUGUGUUUUUGUUUUGUUUUUCCGACAUACACCUGUGUAACUUGUAGUCAUAGUGUCUGUUUGCACUUAACUGUUAUGUUAUACUUGAUUUUCUGAUAACACUCUUUAAGUGUUACUUUUCAGGAGUGGAGUAUUUCGAUUUUAUGGAGGUGUGGGAUGGAUGGAUGGAUGGGGGGGGGGGUAUUUUCUCCAAGUUGUUUGCAGAUCUGUUUAGUUUGUGUUUUUCUCAAACACAUUGGAAACACAGACUUUGGCUGAGAUUUCACCGAAAGGAUUUUUGAGGAGCCAGUUGGAGGAUGGGUUAUGUUACUGAUUUUAAGUUAAUUGAAAAUGUAUUUUUAUUUUAGGUUUUUAGCCACCAAAGAUACAAUCUUUGAGUCUGUGAUAUGAAACGUCACAUUGUUAAUAGUGUAAGAAAUAAAGUUGAACUAAAAACAGCACAGCUUGCUUACUUGAGCUGAAUAGCAGCAAAAGAGAUGACUUCAAACCUUUUUAGAGGACACAAAACUAAGACUUCUGGGUGACAGUAUAGGAAGCAGUAUAUGUUCCAUUUACCUGGUUAAAGUGACGAGAGAAUGUAAUCUACCUCAAGGGGGCCAUGGAGGCUUCAUCGAAGGAGAAGCAACCUGUCGAAUCGCUUUCUCUUUUCUCUGUACAUAGUUACAAUCUUUUAUAUGAAGCGACUAUUAGCGAUUGGGGAGUGAGCCUCCAUUCUGAGGGAGAACCAGCGUGUCUGUGUGUGUGCGUGUGUGUGUGUGUGUGUGUGUGUGUGUGUGUGUGCACACCUCACAUAUUGUACUCUAGUAGGAGUUACUUUUGGGCACAUGCAUAGCGAAGGGUAGCCCUUUAAAUUAUAUCUGUGCCUCUGAGUAAUGAAUAAAUAAACGUGCUGAAAUAUGUCUGAA